This is a messenger RNA of Tetrahymena thermophila SB210, 4524 nucleotides long. RefSeq names its product IQ calmodulin-binding motif protein. The record is from RefSeq and is a predicted model, not a curated record. NCBI's taxonomy places the organism in Eukaryota, Ciliophora, Oligohymenophorea, Hymenostomatida, Tetrahymenidae. Gene Ontology annotation, molecular function: protein binding. The transcript has 7 exons.
AACACUUUGAUAUUUUUUUCAUACUUUAUUUAUCAUUUAUAUAUAUAAGUAAUAUUUAAAAGAUUAAAAAUGUCAAUAAACUAACCAGUAUUCCACUAUAAAAGUGCUGUAACUUUAUAGAAACUUCAGGAUUUUUAGUCUAGACCUCUUGAUCCUUUCGAUUUAGAGAACAUUGAUCAAUUUGAAUAAAAAUUUAAGAAUUUCUCUCUAAAAUUUUAGCAAGAAACUUUUCCUGAGACAUUAAAGAGUAAUUAAAAGGAUUAAAGUAAGCCACAGAGAAGAAAAACAAUUCAUUAAAAAUUUGCUUCAUAAGAUUCUCUUUUUUCAAAUACAGUUACUACCACUUUACAUAAUAUUCCUCAAUAAAAUAAUGGUAUACUCAAAUAACAAAAAUCACAAAAGCACCUUAAAACUUAAAGCUUAGUGAGUUUUGAAGAACCUCUUACUGUAACAUUAAAUUAAUCUCAUCAAAAUUCUAAAAAAGACUAACCUCUUAAUGGGCUGAUAGAUUAAAAAUUUAAGCUUAUGCUUCAAAAAAAUACUUAAAAAGAGAAUCCUGUUGUUUAGUACUUUGGUAAUUAACUUAUAGCGACAGUUUUCUAGUCUCUGAUAAUUAAAACAAUCGAAGAAAAGUUUCAUAUUAAAAUUAAUAUGGAUUGCGAUAUUCCAAUAUCUUCAAACGUUCUAAAAAUGUUUGAUUUAUCAACUGUGGUUAUAAAUAAUCUUAAAGGAUUUGAUAGUAAAAUGGACUAUAUUUAUUCUACAAUGUGCAAAAAAGUUGAUACUCUUCUAUAAAAUUUUGAUGAAAAAACAAAUUAAAAAGAAGCUACCAUUUUAAAAUAAGAAUCUAAGUUUAAGUAAUAAAUUAAAUCUGUCUAAGCAGAUCAUUUUACAUGGCUUAAAUUAAAAGCAUCUCAUGAUACCCUAAAAAAGAAACUCAGAUAAAUGAUAGUAGAAAAAUUAAUAGAAUAUGAAAACUUGCUAAAAAUUUAAGAGGUUAUUGAAAAAAAACAGAAUCUAAAAGAUGAAGGAAAAUUGGAUGAUGCAAACAAGACUUUCAGUGAUUUAAAAAAUCUCAAACUUAUAUCUUCUAAAGAGGUUUUUAAGAAUAUGAGCACCUAUGGAAAUCACAAAAUUAAACUAUAUCUAAGCAGAUUAGGGAUUACUAAAUAUCCAGAUGAAAAGCAUCCAACAUCUAAAAUUAACAAACUUAAAAGCAAACGUAGCAAUUCAGAAGAUAAAAUGUUCGUAUAUCCAUAUGAAUAAGAUUCUAGCAAUAAAAAUAAAUUAAACUAAAGUCAGUUACUUAAUCAGACAACUGGAAUUAAAGGAUUUUAAAAUGAGGAAAUGAAUGAAGAAAAUUAUUGGACUUAAGAGAGAGAAGAUGAAUUCUAAAAAUAUAGAUCUCAAAAAAAAUUCAUAUACUCAAAUGAAGUAGUUUCAUCUAAUUGGAAUGAUGUUGGGUUUCUGCCAUUUGUUCAAAGGUAUAUUUUAGAGUAUAAAAAAUCAAUUUAGAGAGAUACUCUGUUAGAUAGGUAUUAAGGAGGCGAAUGGUUAACUGAAGAUGAAUUAAAAUUUUUAGCUAAUACUAGUGAGCUUCUAAAUUCUUGUGUUGAUAAGGAUUUUAUGUAGAAGGCUGUAAAUAUUGUAAAUCCAGAUCUUAUUGAUAAUAUGGAGCUAGGAUUAGCAGAGUAAAUUUUAAGUAACUAUGAAGAUGCUAAGUAGGCUAUCAAAAAGGCAAGAUAAAAAUUUAUAAAUUAAAAAUAAGAGUAAUAGCAAGAAUGGCUUAGAGAUUAAUAUGAAAAAGCAUAAAAUUAGAUAAAAAAGAUUUAGAAUGCUAAAUUUUACAGGAGAUAUUAUAGGAUAUUUACAGUUUUAUUAGAUAAAAUGGAAAAAGAGUAAAAGUUUGCAGAUAAAUUACCAGAAAAUAUUCAUGGUGCAGAGUAUUUAAACUAAUAUCUGCUUGGAAAUUCAAGUGAAAAAGACACAAUAUAAAAAAUAUACAAAGUUGGAAAAUUGAAUGAAUAUGAGUUUAAGAGAUAUAUCCAGCGUAAAAAGUAGGAAAAAGAAGAAAAAUAAGAAUCAGACAAGUAAGCCAUCAGGUUCAAAAAGUUAUCAAAGCCCAUUUCUUAUACAAACGAUGAAUUUAUCAAAAAUAUGAAGAGAAGAAAAUAUCACCCAAGUUCUAAGAUUUUCAUAGAAAAACAUAAUUCGAGCUCAGACGAAGAUUUAAGGAAAGAUUUGACUAUUGAAUAGCAAGAAUAAAAAAGAUAUAAUUCAACAAAAAAAAGUUUAAUUAAAAAGUAAGAGAUUGAAAAAUAUGAGCUUAACCUCAAAACAGUUGAUUUACUUAAAGAAAAGCAAAACUUUAAAACAUUUUAUUCUGGAGGGCCUUAAAAACAGCAAAAUCAAUUAACAAUAUAUGAUAGGUACAGAGCUACAGGUAAAAAUAUUGCGACUCAAUAAGAAAUGCGCUCCAUUUUGAUAAUCUAGAAAAGAUUCAGAGCUUUUUUGAAAAGGAAGUAGCUAGUUUAAUUCUUAAGGGCUAAUCAGAUCAAAAAAGAUUAUCAGUAUAAACACAUUAUAGAUUAAAUAUAAAUGAAUCCAAAUCAAAUACAUUUAAUUAUGAAAGAUACUUUUAAUCCUGCUAAACCAAGCAUAGAUGAUAUACAACUUUAAAUAUCUAAAAAACAUCAUUCGUAGUAAGUCAGGGGUAGCUUUUUACGUAAUAUGAGCAGAAGUAAUUCAAUGAUAUCUGCUAAAGGAGGAGAUAGGUCUUUCACAUUUAUGAGUUAAAAGCAUACUCGAAAUCCGAGUUUAAAUAUUCUUGUACCUCAAAAUUAAAAUCAUUAAGAUUAAAAUAAAUCUCCAUUGACUGAAAACAUUUCUCCUAUAAUUGAAAAGAUUACUUACAUAAAUCCAUCUACUCCGAUAAAUUAAAGCAAAUCACCUUAAAAUUAAGCUUUAAGAAGUAAUUCAGGACAUAAUAAUCAAAAAUUUAUUUAGCUUAAUCAAGGUAGUAAUCACUAUUUUUCUUCUUACUUAAAAAUGUAGCAAGAAAUGGCUGAAACUUAUAAAAGAAUUUAAGCAUAGAGUGCAUCUCAAAAUUUCAUUUAAAACAAGGCGAAAAGCGAAUAUCAUGAUAAUUUAUAUGGAAACGAAGCUGUUUCUACUUAAUUUUCUACUAACAAAAAGUAAGAUCAUACAUUUGCUAAUUUAUCAUCUCAUUUUGCAGAAAAUAAUAAUAAAGAUUAUUUGAAUAGCAAAUAAAGUGUUAAAUCUGAUGAAGACGAGGAUGAGACAGGAGAUAAGUGUGACAUAAACUUUUAAAGAAGCAAUAAUCAUUAACAAUCUCCUACUAUUAAAAUAAAUUAAUAAACUUUUAACAACAACUUAUACUAGCAAAAGAGAGCUAGUUUACUUUUUAAAAUACCAUCUUCAGCUGUUAAAAUAAAUAAAUAUAUUGAUACAAAAAAUGUUAUUUAACAAUUUGCAUUAAAAGAACUACUUAUGCCCAAAACGCCUAAAGAAAAUUUACUUCUAAGUAACAAAAAUCUUUAAUAAAAAGCUGCUACAUCCAAAAUUACAGAUGCUUUCAAUAAAAAGCAAAAUGAAAGUAUACAGAACUUUAAUAAAAUUGAUCGUUCCUAUUCUUAACUAAUUUCUCAUAAUAAUUCAACUCUCCCUUCAUCAUAAAUAUCUCAAUUUUUAUUCUAAACACCUACAUCUUCAGCUCAAACAAGUCAAAAAGCUAUUGAUAAGGUUAGUUCUCAAAAUUAAAUUAGCUGUUUAUAAAGCAGCAAGUAAAUAGAAAACACCUUUUAACCUUCUCAUGAUAACUCAUCUGAAUAAUAAGAAAUAAAUAACUCAUCACUGUCUUCAGAAAUGAUACCAAAUAUUCCCCCUUAAAAAAUACCAAAUGUGAAAGACUUAGAUCCUCCAUUAAACUAUUAAAGACCUACAAUAAAAUAAUAAAGACUACUAGCAGCUGCUGCAGAAAAUAAAUUAUAAUUAAUUAUUAACAGUGGAUUUAUAUUCUAUGAAAAUGAUCUUAAUGUAAGAGAUAUGUAAGGCAAUACACCAUUGCACUUAGCUGCUAAAAACUCACAUUUCUAGUUUGCUUCCUGGUUAUUGAGUAAAAAGGCCAAUCCAAAUCUCAGAAAUAUCAAUGGAUGGACACCUCUUCAUUUUGCAUUCUAGGCAAAUAAAUUAGAAGGUGUAAUGCUUAUAUAAACUCAUGGAGGAGAUCUAAACAUUCUAAACAAAAAAGGUGAAACCCCACUGGCAUUAGGAUCUUAAAAAUUACUUUCACUUCUAGGAUUACAAAAAGGAGUUGUAAAUGUGAGACAAGACGAGGAAAGCUUCUAAAAAGGUUAUUUAAACUCAUUUAACAACAAUGCUUUACUUGAAAAAAAAAAUAAAUAUAAUGAAUUUGUUAAUGGGGAAGCAUAAUUUUAAGCGAAUAAACUUAAAAGCAAUUUUUAAAAAAUAGUUACUGAUAAAAAUGUAAAUUCAUUUAAUUGA